This is a messenger RNA of Drechmeria coniospora, 1257 nucleotides long. Its product is annotated as GTP binding protein. The transcript has a single exon. The record is from RefSeq and is a predicted model, not a curated record. NCBI's taxonomy places the organism in Eukaryota, Fungi, Ascomycota, Sordariomycetes, Hypocreales, Ophiocordycipitaceae. Gene Ontology annotation, cellular component: mitochondrion. Bases 1 to 1257 code for a protein of 418 amino acids. Gene Ontology annotation, molecular function: GTP binding.
AUGCUGCCAUCAUGGAGGCGGCCCAUCUCAGAUGUAUUGCGGUGCCCAGUCUGGAACAUCAUUCGCCACGGCCAACGAGUUCACUUUUGCCUUUCGGCCGCCUGUGCCAUCAGGCAACGUCCAGGCACUGUGCGAAGGACCCGGAGACACUCUGGUUUACAAGAUGAUGGAGUGGCGGCUACGCUUGAUCGUAUGGCAGACGACAUACCUAAGCCCAAAGCUAAGCAACCGGGGCACGCUGUGAUGAAGCUGCAGCCGUUCGCUGAAAACAUGGCUGUUGAAAAGGCUGCUGAAGAGGCUGCUGAAAAAAUGCAAGACAGGAGCGCAGCCGUGCAACAGGCCAUCAAGGACAUCGCCACAGAUUCACGUUCCCUUGCCUCGUACAAGCUUAUCCGGCAUGGCUCCAUCCACCCCAUCACGACGACGCCGACGCGCGAUGAGACGCACCAGCUCGCCGCCGCCGAGCGCUUCUUCCUGCAUCGCUGCCAGUUCCUCUACUCGGCCGAAGCCCUGCACCACCACGCCCUCAACGUGCACGUGCCCGAGGUUGUCGUUCUUGGCGCCUCCAACGUCGGCAAGUCAUCUUUCCUCAACGCCCUCGUCGGCCGGCCCAGUGCCGCCAGAGUGAGCCAGAGACCCGGGCAUACGACGCUCAUGAACGCCUUCGCCGUGGGUCCACCGCCCAAGACGCCGAGGGAGCUCGUCCGCAAGGGUAGUGCGCCUCCGCGCCACAGCCUCGUCCUUGUUGACACGCCCGGAUAUGGUUUCAGGAGCCAGGCCAGCUGGGGCGAUUCUAUCCUCAAGUACCUUGAGGCGCGCCGCAUGCUCCGCGGCGCCGUCGUUCUUCUCUCGUCCGAGAAGAAGAAGCUGAUGCCUCAGGACAGGUGGCUACUCCAAGUUCUCGCCGAGGCCAACAUGCGUACCCUCGUCGUGCUCACCAAGGCCGACAAGGCGCGCCGCGGUUGGCCUACGGCCUGCGGUACCAUGGCCGAAGCCCUGCUCGACGAACUGGGUGCGCUGAACGAGUCCGUCGGGGGCGCUUGGAGGGCCGACUCCGGUGCUACGUCGGAUGUUUUCAUCACCGCUGCUGGUAUGGAUAGCCCGGGCAGGAUCGGCAACGGCGGCGGCAUCGGUGCUGUCCGCGCCGGAAUUCUCGAAAUCGCCGGCUUUACCAUCGACGACAAGGUGACGGAGAAAGCCGAGGCUGUGAACUACAGCGGCCCCAUCGUCUCCUUUGAAGACCUUCAGUGGAAGUGA